This is a messenger RNA of Motacilla alba alba, 7402 nucleotides long. Its product is annotated as nuclear receptor ROR-beta-like. Gene Ontology annotation, biological process: regulation of transcription by RNA polymerase II. Gene Ontology annotation, cellular component: nucleus. The transcript is spliced from 10 exons. Gene Ontology annotation, molecular function: nuclear receptor activity; RNA polymerase II cis-regulatory region sequence-specific DNA binding; zinc ion binding. The record is from RefSeq and is a predicted model, not a curated record. Lineage: Eukaryota; Metazoa; Chordata; Aves; Passeriformes; Motacillidae. Bases 2352 to 3884 code for a protein of 510 amino acids.
CCCGCAUCAGCCUGGCGGAGGGGCACGGGCAGGACCCGACGUCAGCCCGGACGGGGAUACGGGGGAGCCGCAUCAGCCCCGCCGGCGGGGGACGGGGGGACUCGGUGUCAGCACGGACAGUGACAAGGGGGGAUCCGCAUCAACUUUGCUGGAGGAGGACGAGGGGAGCCGUGUGAGCCCCGCGGCAGGGAUGGGAAGGACCCCGCAGCAGCCCCACUGGGGACACGGGGGGACCCGCAGCAGCCCCGCUGGAACGGGACAAGGGGGGACCCGCACCACCUCCGCGGAGGGGAACAAGGGGGGAACCCGCACCAGCCCCGCCGGGGCCGCUCUGCCUCCUCCAGCUCCCCCUUCCUUAGGAAUAAAAUUCUUGUUUAUUUUGCUUUGCUUUCCGACGCCGGCUUAGACGCACUCUUAAGCUUUUCCCCGCACUAAACCCCUUAAUCUCCUCUUCAAUAUGUUGCUCCCACCAGGGCUGGAUUUAUUGUAGGUUUUUUCCCUCUUUUCCCUCUCCCCACGGCGUGGGGGGCAGUUUGGGAGGCUCCUGCAGGGACGGGCAAGGGAUCAGGUGCAAUUUUGGCUGCCCCUUUUCCAGGGCAGGGGCGAGUUGUGCCAGCACCUGCCUGCUUUUAUCCGUUACCAAAGGCAAUUCCUACUUUUCACCCCUCUGCUUUGCCGAGCCGGCGGUGGGGAGGAGGAGGAUGGAGGGAGGAAGGCUCCAGCGGGACAAUCCAGCGGGGCCUGGUGAUGGUGACGCAGCGGUGGCCGGACUCAGCUCUGUUCCAGCGUGCUGGGCUGGGAUUUUCAUCCUCCUUUAAAUCAUUUUUCCAUCAUGCCCUGCGUUCCCCGAGCCCUUCGCCCUGCCAGGACUCCCUCGUGCCCCUCCAUAGGUGUGUUUUGGGGGUGCACGUCCUUAGGCUCAUUUUGGGGUGUGGGUACCAGGACGUUCAUCCCGAGCUCCUCAAAUCCCGCUUCCUCCCUGCGCCGCGGGUGCUGCGGCUCUGCCCCCGCCGCACUCUUGUGUAACGGUGGGGCCGGGGUGGGUGAGGAGGGCGAGGCGAGCCCCCCACAUCCCCUUCCUGCCCCUCGACAUCCUGGCUUUUCACCUUUAUUAGGAUGGAGGGAAGCAUUGACGCCUGCCUAAUUGCGAUCACGCCUGACUUACGUAGCACUUGCACAGCCAGCACCGGCUUAAUUAGCAACUGGGCGAACUUUUCCUUUUUUAAAAAUAUUUUUCCUUUCCCUCCAUGAAUUGCUGGUGUUGACCCUAAUUUAGAGGCGAACCCUCCUGAUAUCCCAGCGCUCCCCCCAGUCGGGCGUUUUUCCCGCAGUCCCGCGUCCUCAUCCCUCUCGAAGCCCAAAUGCCGCAUGGCGACGCCAAAUUGAUUCAAUCUCCAUUUUCCUUCCCAAAACCGCCACCGCUCUGCCCCGUUUCCCCGGGGGCCACAGCAGCUCCUCGCUCCUGUCCUUCCCUGCGCCGCGGCUGCGCCGGGGCCGGGGAAGAGGCUUUGCCUUGUAUAAUCCUAUACGAUUUCCAGCCCUCCUGCUCACUUGUUUUGCAAGCAGCGUGGCGAGGAGCGUGCGGUGGCUCGGCAGCCUUUGCGACUUGUCCUAGUGACCUAGAUCUGUCAUUGGAAAAAUCAGAGAGGGCGGAGGAGGAGCUUCCCUGCCCGUUUCGGCGGCGUGCACACGCUGGCGCGGCCGAGGGCGGCCGGCACCCACCGGCCCUCCCGCACGACGGCCGCGCCUGCCCCGGGCACCGGAGCGCGGGGAUGGCCGUGCCCGCCGCUUCCCAAAAAACCGGCCUGGAGGGGAAAGCCGUCCGCUGGCUUUACGGAGGUCCUGAGGGGUCCAGACGGGAUUUGGGAUCCCCCACCCCGAUAACCCCGGGAAGAGCCAGCACCGGGAGAGGGGAGAGCAGUGGUGGGGGCCGGUGGUCCCUGUCCCCAGCCCAACGUCCGUGUCCCUGCUCCUCGUCACGUUUAACUUUGAACUCGCGGCGCUAUUUAAAGAGCUGCUAAUGUCUAAAUCAGCCCGGUUUAUCGGAUGUGGUGAGCAGAGCUGCUCUCCUGCCUUUUUUUAGCCCCAGGGAGAUAAUUCCCCCAGGUUUAGCAGCAGCGCCGGAGGGGUUCUCCUACCGCAGCCCGGUUUGUCCCCACCCCGGGCUGGCAGGUCCCCCUCCCCGCUGCCUCACCUUUGCCACCCUUCUGCACCAGGCAAAGUGCAAAGGGCUGCGUCCUGCGCCGGCGGGGCCGGCCUUGGCACGGCGCUGCGUGGCACGGGAGCUGCUGAACCGGAGCUGCUGAACCGGAGCGGCCCGGGCAGGAGCCCGGCGGCCCCGGGGGAGCCGCAUGGCCCAUCCGGAGCUGCGAUUUCCCUGUUGGGGGCACACACUGCGCCACGGGACGGGGAAAAACAGCGCUUUACUGGGGAGAAUGCAAAACCUCCGUUCGCGUGCCUGCAAGGGAAGGUGGCCAGGGGUUGCCCCAGGGCAGGCCCAAAUCGAGGUGAUCCCGUGCAAGAUCUGCGGAGACAAAUCCUCAGGGAUCCACUACGGUGUCAUCACCUGCGAAGGCUGCAAGGGUUUCUUUCGGAGGAGCCAGCAGAACAAUGCCAGCUACUCCUGCUCGCGGCAGAGGAACUGCCUGAUCGACCGCACCAACCGCAACCGCUGCCAGCACUGCCGCCUGCAGAAAUGCCUGGCGCUGGGCAUGUCCCGCGACGCGGUGAAGUUCGGCCGCAUGUCCAAGAAGCAGCGGGACAGCCUCUACGCCGAGGUGCAGAAGCACCAGCAGAGCCAGGAGCAGAGCAGCACCAAGGAUGAGCCCGAGCCCCUGAGCCGCGUCUACACCACGAGCGUCAGCAGCGGCCUCUCGGACCUGGACGACAUCUCCACGCUGUCCGACGGGCUCCUCUUCGACUUCCCCCUGACCCCCGAUGGCAGCAGCACCUACUACAACCUGGACCUGCUGGCCUCGGCGCAGCCCUCGCCCGACCAGUCCAGCCUGGACGUGGCUGAUGCCACGCUCAUCAAGCAGGAGUCCAUCUACGAGCUGAUGCUGGAGCCGGCGCUGUUGGCACACGGGGCGCUGGAGGGUGCCCAGCUGCCCCCUGACAUCUCUGUCCUGGAGAUUGACCGGGUGGCCCAGAACGUGGUGAAGUCGCACCUGGAGACGUGCCAGUACACAACGGAGGAGCUCAAGCGCCUGGCAUGGAGCCUCUACUCCCCCGAGGAGGUCCGUGCCCUGCAGAGCAAGAGCUGCGAGGCCAUGUGGCAGCAGUGCUCGCUGCAGAUCUCCAACGCCAUCCAGUACGUGGUGGAGUUCGCCAAGCGCAUCGACGGCUUCAUGGAGCUCUGCCAGAACGACCAGAUCAUCCUCCUGAAAGCCGGUUGCCUCGAGGUGCUCCUGAUCCGCAUGAUCCGCGCCUUCAACCCCUUGAACAACACCGUCCUCUUCGAGGGCAAGUUCGGUGGGAUGCAGAUGUUCAAAUCUCUCGGCUGUGACGACCUCAUCGGUGCCGUCUUCGAGCUGGGGAGGACCCUGUGCCGCCUGCAGCUGUCGGACGAGGAGCUCGCCCUCUUCACUGCUGCUGUCCUGCUCUCCCCAGACCGCCCGUGGCUGACUGAGUCCAAGAAGGUGCAAAAGCUCCAGGACAAGAUCUACGUGGCCCUGCAGCACGAGAUCCAGAAGAAACACUCCGCCGAGGACAAGCUCUCGAAGAUGGUUUCCAAGCUGCCCUUGAUGAAGACCAUUUGCAACCUGCACUUGGACAAGCUGGAAUUUUUCCGUCUCCUGCACCCGGAGACUGCCAUGAACUUCCCCCCCCUCUAUAAGGAGGUUUUCAACUCGGAGCUUCAGUACAGCGACCCCCGGGAGAGCUAAGGCCAGGAGCCAGCGGCCCCCUUCGAGUUCCCCAGAAUUUGGAGACAAACUGCACUUCAGAGGUUUGGGGCAAUUUAUUUAAAUCAAAUAAUCAAAGGCAAGAGAACCCCGGGGGGGCUGCGGCGCCUCCCUGGCCCCGUCUCCUCGCUGUGGAUUGCAAUAGCUCUUGAAUGUAAAGCACCUUGAAGGAAAAAGCAAAUGGACUUUGCCAUACCAGUGAAAUGAAUGUGAAAUCUCUGCUUGGGAGAGGAGAUGCUCCUGGCAGUGGUGAGGGACCAGCUGCUCCUGUGACUCGGGAGGAGGGAGUGCCCUUCCCGCUGUCCCGGCUGCACUCUCCACCUCCCAUUUUUAUUUCUUUGUUUUUUAAUUAUUAUUUUUAUUUUAUUGUGGUUUUUUAACCCGAACAUCAGGCAUGGGAUAAAGAAGGGGUGAUGCUGACUCGGCUGGCUUGGGUUGGGGCUGCAGCUGAGGAGAGGGAAAGGACAGAGCCUUUGCUUUGUUUCAUCUCCCACGGGUGCAGUGGGGCCCCGGGAGCUUGGCCAAGAAAGGUCUGGCUGUGGCUGGUGGGGAAUUCAGCACAGGAUUUUCCUGUGGGGGAAGCUGGUUUGAGGGAAAAGAUGCCCAGUGCAGCGGGGGGGAGAGUUUUGUAGGGUCUCUGUGCCCUCCAUCACAGCAUUUUCCUAAUUUCUCAGCCAGCUCCUUGUCCAGCUGGGCGACCACCUGAUUUUGUGGAGCUGAUUCAGCAGGUUCACCUGCCUCGUGCCACCUUUGUACAUCCCAGAGGCUUUUCCAGGCACGUGGGACUUCAGCCAGAGCCCAAACCCUGGCCAUCCCACCCCCUGGAGGGGCUCCAGGGCUGUCCCUGUCCCCGUGGUGGCUGCAGCAGCGGUGGCUCUCUGGGUGCUGCUGUUGUGUGCAGUUCUCUUAUCAAUCCCAUUAAAACUGCCCCAUGGUUCAGCACCCACAGCAGGGUUUGUGACCCUUUCCCCACCCGGCCCACAGCUGGCCCCAUUCCCAGGUUCCCCUUUCCCCCAUCACACACAGGAGCCCAGACGUGGCUCCAGGCUGAGUUGGACCCAGGCUUUCCCCUCAAUGAACUCCCUAGAACUGUUAUUUUGGGAGUUGCUCUUGAGUUAGCAGGAUUUAGGAGCUUUCUAGGGGGAGAAACUGCCUGUUGGAGCCAAGGGAAGUGAAAGGUCCUUAUUCUUCCCUUCGAGGAAUAAGGCUGGUUGGAAGGAAUGUGGUGUUAGGGACCCGCUGCUCCUUUUGGGAGGCUCAAAAGGGGAUGAAGGAAGGAUUGGUGGGAUGAUGCUGUUCUAGAACACGGCAACAGGGGAUGCUUGAGAGACUCUGUGGCUCUGCAGAUGGAUUUUUCCGUCCCUGCUCCUGCUCCCACUGCAGCAAAUGCCAAAAAACUACAAGGGAAAAAUCUGCUCCGAGGCAGCCCCAGUUUCUGCUGACAAAGGGCUAAAAUCCCAAGCUCCUUUCCUGCUUUGUGCUGAUUCCUCGUGCACCCAACCCCGUCCUCGGGCAGCUUGGAUCAUCCCCGAGCGGGAGCCAAAACCUUUGGAUCCAUAACUGCACCCUUCAAGCUAAACAAGAAGCUUUCUUAGCAACGUGAGGGCUAUUCCUGCUUUUGUCAAAAGACCUCCUAGGGAAGACCAUGGACCGACCUUGACGAGGGAAGACUCCCCAGGAAGCUGAUGGGAUAUCUGCUCUGCUCCAAGGCAGAGGGGAUUUGGGACCGCGUUCCUCCCCGGCGGCUGCCGCGGGCGGCCCUGAGCUCCCGGGCUUUGCUGACCACAUCCCAACAGCAAGCUGCCGUGGCUUUGCUGACCACACCCCAACUGCUUCUGGGAGCAGAUUGGAGCCUGCCAGCCUCGGCUCCCUCUCCCUCGGAGCCAGGUCUCUGGGAAAAGGCUGCCGGCCCUCCCACGGCCCCACGCGACGUCCAGUGCCAAUGCGCAGUGCCAGCGCAGCGUCCACGGCGUGGGGAUGUGCCCGGCUCCUCUCCUGCCCUCUCCAAAGCUUGGACAGAAGAGAGAAGUCAGUACUGCCUUUUAUGUCCAGAGGGUUGUGCCUUUUUUUUUUUUUCUGGAAGCAUCAUUUCCGACAGCACCGUUCACUUCCCAGGAAAAGCAGCCCCGGAACGCGACUGCGCUCGGAGGGAGCAGCCCGUGGGUGUUUGGGAACGUUUGGGGAAAAACAGAAAUAAAAAAAAAAAAAAAAGCACACACCCUUCUUUUUGCCCUCAGUAUUCGUCAGCCAACCCAACACACGCCAAUGGUCAAUGCCACCGACUUCAUUUCAUCCGGCAAAGAACCCAGGAAAGCACCUUACUUUGGGAACAGGCCAUCACAGCCCGUGGGGAGAGAUUCUGGAUUAUUCUGAGCAAUAAGAGCCCCCCCACAUGGGAACCUAGGGAAGACUGGAAGUAUUAAACAUGUGUAACUCAACCUGCCAAACUGCAGGAACCUGCACUUUUCAGUUCUCUUUAGAGGAACCGACUUGAUUCGAUGAUUUUUUGGGAGGGGAUAAAGUGAUUCGGUGUCGAUUCGGUGAUUCCUGGCCUGAGAUGGGCACCACGCGUGGAAAGGGACGCCAAGGGGUGGAAAGGGAUGGCAGCCCCUGCCUGGGGCUCGCCAGGGCUGUGCCAAGGUGCCUCACCCCUGCUGGGCCACCCAGAGCUUGGAGCUCGCAGGGAAAGGGCGAACGACAAAGCCUGGGCAGAAAUGCCCAAAAAAGGGAGACUUCCCUCUCCCCUGGGGCCGGUGGGGAGGGGGCCCGGGAGCCCCGAGCUCCCCGUGGCUCCGGUGCUCCAGAGCUGUUCCCACCCCGACACGGGAUGCUCCUUUCCAACAGCCCUGGGCAGCCUGGGCCGCCCGCGCUGGCUCCUUUCCAGACCAAGAUUAAUUUAGUGUUCGUUUGUCUGCUCUGGCAGUUUAGCUGAGUGUCCAUUUCCACCCACAGAACCCUCACACUGUGUAUAAAGACGGAUCAAAAAUAUAUAUAAUAUAUAUUCUUGUGAAUGUUGGUGCAAAAGAGAAAAAUAUAUAAAGUUUCAGUCGGCUUUAUGUUAUUUUUUAUCUCUAUGAAUGAAAGGAAGAAAUGGAAAACCUUUUAUUUCCAUUUACCACCCCUCCACACACACCUACCUGUAGAUACCAACAGGUUUUAUGGAAAUGUUUUACUUUUUAGAUUUAGGAAAAUGCUUCUGUUCUCAUUGAAUGUUCUGUCUUGUAAGAUUGUAAUUUCUAUUUUUUUAAAGAAAAGAAAAUAACUAAAUAAAAUUUCCUCUUUCAGACCAGUCAGCUUAGGAAGGGAGGGCAGGGGAGGGAGAAACGUUUAUUUAAGGACAAAAACUGUUGUUGGAAUUUUUCAUAACAUUAAAUAAAAAGUAAUAUAAUGUAUGGAUGACAACCUUUUUACUGAGGUGUGUUCUGUAGGUACAUAGAUGUAUAUUGCACAAAAUCUACAGGAAGAAAAAUAAAGUCUGUUUCACAAGGUUAAAAAAAAUA